Molecule: messenger RNA, 570 nt
Organism: Venustampulla echinocandica
Lineage: Eukaryota; Fungi; Ascomycota; Leotiomycetes; Helotiales; Pleuroascaceae
Exons: 3
Coding region: 1-570 (189 amino acids)
Source: RefSeq, a predicted model, not a curated record
AUGCCUUAUAAGCCCACUACUCUCGAGAUCGGGAGGGAUCUCUACGCAGACAUUGGGGGUAAAACGGGGCGCAACGGGCAAAGCUAUAUGUGCGGCUUGGAGGAAGCUUUAUUUCUUGAGAAACAUCCGGAUAAGGCCAAGGGUAAAGGGAGCAGUAAGGACACGACUGAUGAAUUCCGAAGAACACACGAGGUAUUCCAAGCGAUUGGAAAAAAGGAAGAUAGGGAUGAGUAUGACAAGCUUAGAGGCACACCAUUGGUAGAUCCUCCAUUGGGAGUGGCCACGGCUGACGCGUUCUCACCAGUUGAUUCGGAUGCAGUGUCGGAGGAUAUAUCGGAUGCCACCUCAAGAGCUUCCAACUCCACCACUGGCGUCCCUGCUCUAUAUUCAAGCUUUGUGCUACUCCCCACCAUUGAAGAGAGGGGUGGUGUUCUCACUAGGAUCCCGAAUCAGUUCAAGUUCCCCGAGGAAGACGAGCAGGAGCUCAGUGCAACUCGUGGUAGGGGCCGCCCCAAAGGCUCUAAGCACAAGACCCGUUUGUUGGCAGACACUUCGCUUGGGAUCAAAUAG